UCUCACACUUGUGCUUUCACUCUCAUCUGAUAUGCAAUGUCUCACCAUCACACGAAGACCACACUUGCCUUGUUCACUUCAACCAAGGACCACAACAACCACAUCUGAUCUCAAUAUCCGUGGAUAAUAAAUAUUUCCCGCGACUUCUCCUUUGAUGCUUUUUUUUUCUCCUUUGCUUUUAAGAAGAACUUCAUAAGAGAAAGAAAAAAAAAGAAAAAGCUUUUGGACCACAAUACAGCUGCAUGCAGUUCCUCCAGCAGCUGAGGAGCGAUGUCAUCUCUACUUUCUCACAACAAAGAUCAGCCACGCAUCAGAAAGUCGCUCUCUGAUUCUUGUCCAGCUUCAUCUGCUGCAGCCACCAAGAGCCUGAGGCAUGAGAGACUGUCUAGACUGAGUUCUUCUGGAUCAUCUGAUGCGUCCAACGAUACGUCGACGAACCACGCCGAGUCCUACUUCCUACGAAGGGAGAAUAGACUAUCUGCAAGGAAAAAGGCAGAAGAGGAGACACUGAACAAUGAUUAUAAAAAGAUGUACGAGAAGGCGCUGGCCACCAAUCAAAGGCUCAAAUCCCGACUGGAGACGAGUAAACAGGAACUCUCCAUGAUUCAGGACCAGCUGCAGAGAGCGCAGAAGGGGGGGACGAGCGAUUGUGCCUCGGACUUGCUGAAAGCAGAAGAAAAGGAAAGUUGGGGGAUUAAAAAGAGGAUAUCUGAUAUGGAAGAACAAUUGAAGGUUAAAGCAGAGCUUAAGAUGGAGAACCAGAGACUGAAGGACGAGAAUGGGGCUUUGAUCCGUGUCAUCACCAAACUCUCCAAGUGAGACAGGAAGCAGGAGGGAGGAGGAGGAGGAGGAGGAGGAGGAGGAGAGGGAAGGUCACAAGAGACCAUAUUUAUAUCUGUGCUCUUUGUACAUUCAAAGCAUGAAUUCAUACUUCGCAGUAUGUACAUCUCCAGGAAACUUGAGCCCAUUCUAGAGAUUGUUAUUGUUUAGACAGAUGACAGAUUUCUUUUUUUUUUUUUUUUUACCAGUUCAGUGACACAAAGAUACAUUUUACAAGUGUCGAACUGUAAAUGUACUGUAUCUACAGCAGUAACACAAAAUACAUUAAAUUAAAAAGUAGUCUCUACAUUCACAAAGUA
Mugil cephalus (flathead mullet) is the source of this 1139-nucleotide messenger RNA. Its product is annotated as protein phosphatase 1 regulatory subunit 12B-like. The transcript has 7 exons. The record is from RefSeq and is a predicted model, not a curated record. Bases 271 to 819 code for a protein of 182 amino acids. Gene Ontology annotation, molecular function: enzyme inhibitor activity; protein kinase binding; phosphatase regulator activity. Gene Ontology annotation, cellular component: cytoplasm. NCBI's taxonomy places the organism in Eukaryota, Metazoa, Chordata, Actinopteri, Mugiliformes, Mugilidae.